Molecule: messenger RNA, 2354 nt
Organism: Anneissia japonica
Lineage: Eukaryota; Metazoa; Echinodermata; Crinoidea; Comatulida; Comatulidae
Product: piggyBac transposable element-derived protein 4-like
Exons: 2
Coding region: 95-2023 (642 amino acids)
Source: RefSeq, a predicted model, not a curated record
AUCUUCAGUUUGGUAAAUCUGAACCUCCUUUGACAAACAAGCCUGUAUCAGGCAUUUGAGUUUCUAAUAAUAUUACGUUCACCCUUUUUCUAAGAUGGCAGAGAAAGCUUACAAGAGGUCUCUCCGUCGACGACCGAUUCCAACUCGUUUCAGGAAGGAGUAUGUUUCCGAAAUUUCUAGCGAUAGCGGAGAGGAAGCAUCAUAUGAUUCUGACGACGACGUAUUCACGCCCGAUGAUUCUGACUGGUCUGGCGAUCAGGCAUCAUCGGAUGAUUGUUUCGAGGAGUACGAUUGCGAGGAUGAGAUGGUGGUGUUGGAGGACGACGACAAGGAGGAGGCGGAAGAGGUGGAGGAAGAAAGUGAGGUUACCCCAUUUGGUUUAGGUUCUGAAGGUUUUGAUGGACAUUCUUAUAACAUCACAGGACGAAUGGUGCCUACUAGAGGAGGUGGUCAGGCGGCUAUGGUACGCUUAGAGCGCGCUGCAGAGCUACGUAAAUGGCGACCAAUGGAUGAAGAGUCGUCAUUCAAAGUUCACAAAUUUAAAGGUCCAGCACCUGGGUAUAAAGGUAUGUUUGGGGCCAGAACUAAAUCUAUAGAUUAUUUUGAUAUCUUUUUUAAUCACACCAUUUUGCAGUUGAUUGUUAACCAAACAAACUUAUAUUUCACCCAGUCAAAUCCUGGAACAACAUUCGUUGAACUGACCAUUGAAGAACUACAAGCGUUCUUUGGUAUGGUCAUUAUGAUUUCGACAAAAGGAGUGAGGGUGCUAAGGCACAUCUGGUCUAAGCUCCCGUACUUUCACGACAAAGCAUUAGCCAGCAUCAUGACGCGUCGUCGUUUCUUUUGGAUAUCACGUAAUCUUCACUUCAACGACAACACCCACAUGCCGAAAGAUCCAAAUCCGGACCGUCUAUACAAACUCCGUCCAAUUCUUGACCAUAUGAAAGCAGCGUAUCAACGUCACUACAACCUCUCAAAACACAUUGCUAUUGACGAAGCUAUGGUGAAAUUUAAAGGGAGACACAGCGGAAAACAGUACGACCCUUCAAAGCCUACCAAGCGAGGAUUUAAGGUGUGGACGCUCGCGGAUUCAAUGACAGGUUAUGUCUACAACUUUAACGUCUACAUGGGAAGGUUCGGAAAUCCAGAUAAUAGAGAUCUGGGUUUUAGAGUCGUCAAAGGCCUAAUAACUCAUAACUUGCAUCACUGCUACCACCGCCUUUAUUGUGACCGCUUCUUUACCUCUGUACCCCUCCUAAAAGAUUUAAAGAGAAUUGGUAUGUAUUGCUGUGGGACUGUUCAACACGACCGCCAAGGCUUACCAACCGAAAUCGUAAAUCUGAAAUAUUCAGCGAAUGAUAUGCCUCGUGGUGAAUCGCACCUUUCAAAACACAAGGACGGAUUCUGUAGCUAUGCCUGGAAGGAUCGCAAGCUAAUCUACUUUCUCAGCAGCGCACAUUCAGGAGAUUUGCCAUUAACUGCAGUCAUUCGCACAAUUGAUCAGAAAGGAAAUAGAGGUGAGGUACCCUGCCCUCAAGCCUGUUACGAUUACAACAUGUACAUGGGAGGAGUGGAUAGGGCUGACCAGCUCAGAUCAUACUACUGUGUGGAUAGGAAGUCAAGACGCUGGCAUAUGAGACUGUUUUGGCACAUCUUCGACACAACUGUCACCAAUGCCUACAUCAUUCACAAAGAAUGGCAGUUCAGAAACAAAGUUCCACCGACUUCACUUAUAAUGUUCCGUUAUUACCUUGCAGAACAGCUUAUGGGAGAUUUUUCCUCGAGGCAAAGAGUGGGGCGACCUGCUGCUGCACUUUCUAUGCGUGUGAACGCUUCUCAUGAACACGUUAUUGUUGAUUUAAGGACCGAAGGUUUUAUCAUCAAACGUCGCUGUCAAGUUUGCUUGCGUAAUAUUUUGAGACACGAGACUUACUUCGGUUGUGCUCAGUGCGACAACGUUCCGCUGUGCAAUAAUUCAGUUAGACAAUGUUUUGAAAACUUUCAUAAAAAUUCUGCAAACUGAACGAACACUAUAAGCUUGAGUAAUUUGAAGUUGUCUUUUUUUUUUUUUUUUUUUUUCUAGAAGAGGGGGUUAGAAGUCUUGAGAGUUGAUAGCUGUGUAUUACAAUGAAAGAGCCUAACUUUUGCCCGUCCGGGAUAGAAAGACUAUCACUAUCUUCAAACACAAGUAAAACCAAUAAAAUGAAACACUUCCAAUUCAUAAUAAUAUGAUAUGGCAUUGCAAUGUAUUGUUUUUUAAAUGUCGUUUACUGUUUACUUUUUGUAUUGGAAUAAUAAAUUGUAUAAAAGUAAUUUGCUCUGGCUCAGUUUUUAGAGUAGCAUUGAUAUCUUCC